This is a messenger RNA of Cantharellus anzutake, 2445 nucleotides long. RefSeq lists its product as uncharacterized. Lineage: Eukaryota; Fungi; Basidiomycota; Agaricomycetes; Cantharellales; Hydnaceae. The transcript has 10 exons. The record is from RefSeq and is a predicted model, not a curated record. Bases 1 to 2301 code for a protein of 766 amino acids.
AUGACCACCUUAUACCACUUGGUUCACGAGCAUCCACCCAAUUCAUUCAAAUAUCUGAAAUCUGUUCGAGAUGAUCCUAUCGCACAAGAUCAUAAACAAACCGCUAUCCGCCUCAUCAAAUCGCAACCCAAGUUUCAACAGUUCGAGAUAGAAGCUGAUAUUUAUUUGUGUUUGGAACCAAUGGGGCAAGGGGUGGAGCGGCGACGGAUGUUGGAAGAUGCUGCCAAAAACCCCUCGGACUCAGACAAGGUUCAAGACUUUUCAGGGCAGGGGAUGCAACAAGAGCUCAUGGUGGUUUUCAGCGCUAGUUUGAGUUUGCACUAUAAGGUUUUCGAGGAACUCAGAUCCUCCUACAAAAGCUUCCUCGGGUCGGAAGUGGUGGCAUACCCAGGGGAUUCGCCGAAAGUGGUUUACGAUCAUGCCAGUGCCGGAAGCUGUGAGAAUCUUGCUUUGUACCAGCUACCUGAUGAGGACUACGCUCAGGCGCUGGUGACUGGGCAGCUGGGGAAGCAUCAGAUACAACAGCAUAGGACUAUUGCCUGUCCCCUUGAACAAAACCUGCGAACAAUAGGAACCUCAAACCUCAUAUUCGUAUUCACUGCGAAGCGCCCCCUCCAAAUUCCGUACGCCUUGUUCGAUGGACGAUCCAAUCCCUAUCAGUUUGUUCAUGGUGGUAGCAUUGAGGCAACUUCUGAAGACCCCGUAAAGCUUCUCCAUGAGGAAUUCCGCCGAUUGAUGAAGCCUAAAAUCCCGCUGGAGACUGAUGAUUAUCGUAUUCAUGUUUACGAGCCGAGAGAAGCGUUACAACUAAGCAUCUUGAAGGAUCUAAAAUUGGACGACGACUCAUUUGUAGACGAAAGCUAUCAAUUUUUCAACCCAGGGGAGAAAUUGUCGAAGUGGGAACACCGAACGCUCUUAGUCGUUUUCCAGCCAGAGAUCCUAACCCAUAUUCAACGCGACACUGAACAAAGGAUCUUGGAUGAUUGCCCUGGAAAGGACAAACUGAUGGCGCCUAUUUCUCUCCUAUACCAGCCAUUUGGUUACUUUCGUGACAUUCGCUGUGGACUGGAGGUCCCUGGAGAGAAGGAUUUCCCUGAAGAUAAACUGAAGGAAGACGUCAAUGCACUCGCAAAUGAAAUGACCAAGUUUUUCAACAAGGAAGACCAACGACGUUCCAAGUUCAUGAGGUGUCUGGAGCCUAUUUUAAAAGUUCCUCCCAACUCUAUCAAGGCCAGCAUGUUACCCAGCAGCCGAAAGAUAUCAGAUGGCCACCUAGACGGAGAGCACGGGGCCAUGGUAAUAUGUAUAGAGUGCAAGAACGAAUUGUCGUCUGCAUCUUGUGAGCCCAACCCUCAGCUUGCCUCCUAUAUCGCCACUUCAUUCGCGAAGCAAGCCGAAGACCAACCAGAGCUCUUCCAGAGGUGGAGGGUGCCUGCCUUGGGAGUGACACUUGUUGGACCUGCCAUCCAGUUUUUCGGGGUCAUCUGGAUAGGGCAAGUGCGUGUCGUACCCUUGACACCAUCGCUUCCUAUGAUAGACCCAACUGGUGAAGAGUUCCGAUGGGACCUCCUCCUAGCGUUUAAGGCUGCUGCUCUCGUUUCCUCGAAGAUCAAAUCCGACAUCAAAGACUUCCUCCGAGUGCUCAAAAGCUCCCCUGACUCGUGGCCCUGCCCAUUGACCAUCAAAACGAGUCGCCACCCAAGUGUGACUGAAAUUGACAUUUUCCCCAAACGGGGAUCGGAGAAAAUACAGUUCAUCCUCGAGUCACGAUUCGAUGACUUUGAACACCGGCACCUUUACCACGCUACUCUAGUUUCAUCAAACCCAUCGAAAAUAUUUGUCAAGUUUUCGCAACUCUACUCUAAAGACCUGCACGCUUUCUGUGCAUUAAAGGGGCUUGCCCCCCGGAUAUUUGGGUUCCAACAAUUACACGGGGGAUGGUAUGCAGUGGCGAUGGAAAGUAUCGAUGUCAAGGAUCACGAGCACAUCAAGCCCUCCCCUCAACGUGCUCAGGAGUGGAAGGAGAAUAUUUGCAACCUGGUCAAUGCCUUCCAUGGUGAAAACUUGGUCCAUGGCGAUCUGCGUCUCGCAAACUUUGUCUUUACCAACGAGAGAAUGUUGCUAGUUGACUUCGAUUGGGGGGGGGAGGAGGGUAAGGCGAAGUUCCCUCAUGAGCUGCUCAUCGGAGAAUUGGGGGUAUCAAAUCAGAAGCUACGUGACCGGCUAAUCACAAAAAAGCAUGACCAAGAAUGUCUUUCCGAGGUGCUUAAGUGGGUGGACAGGAUGUCGUCGGGCCAGUGAUGGAGAUGUGAUCGGUUUCGUUUCAAUGGUUGCAACCUUUUUGGUUUCGACUGCCAGGUUGAACAUUGAGCCUCCAGUCAAACCACAUGGGCCUGUUCAUUUGUAUCUCCUACCUGCAGGGAUUCUUGCAUGUUUCACUUCUUU